AUUUUUUAGUACGUCUAUGGGCCGAACAAAAAAAAGAAAUGUCCAUUCUAGUGUCCCACUUUUGUAUCUCACUCAUUCAUUAAUGAUUAGCGCGAUGGAGAAAGAGAAAGAUAGAAAACAACUACGUGACAUAGCUGUCAAUGUUAGCAAAGCAAGCAAAGUAAUUAAAUAUUUUCUAUUCGUGUCAUCAACUCGAUGGAGUCGCGAAAUGAUUAUUUUAAGUUCAAGGUCAUUUUUAUCUAAAAUGUGGCGUGUAUUUACGGGACUCUAUUUAUUAUUUGGAAGUUAUUUACAUUUUUUACCUUUUUAAAAUAUUUUGAAUCACGUGAUCAUAGGUAUAUUGAAUUUUAAUUGGUCGACGUUGAGCGUGCCCUGCGCGACGCAAGAAGCGCAAUAAUAGUAUUCCAAAAUGCCGUCGGAAUCUAAGCCUUUGUUGGCAGCUCAAACAGAAAAACCUAAUCAUUACAAAUAUCUCAAGGAAUUUCGAGUAGAGCAGUGUCCAUCGUUCCUACAGCAUAAGUGUACACAACAUAGACCUUUUACUUGUUUUCAUUGGCAUUUUAAUAAUCAAAGAAGACGUAGACCAGUAAGGAAGAGAGAUGGGACUUUCAAUUAUAGCGCAGAUAAUUAUUGUACCAAAUAUAAUGAGACUUCAGGAAUUUGUGAAGACGGAGACGAUUGUCCAUACCUUCACCGCACCGCAGGUGAUACGGAGCGAAGGUACCACCUCCGCUACUAUAAGACUUGUAUGUGCGUCCACGAUACGGACGCUAGGGGACUUUGUACUAAAAAUGGGGCACACUGCGCCUUCGCACACGGCGCGCCGGAUCUGCGGCCUCCGGUGCUCGACAUGAGGGAGCUCCAAGCGCUGGAGAAUCCGGACGGUGCAGACGGGGAUGCCGCUGCACCGAAUGCUUUAGAUAGGGAACGCAAUUUAAUGAAUGAAGACCCAAAGUGGCAAGAUACAAAUUAUGUGCUUUCAUCAUAUAAAACAGAACCAUGUAAAAGACCACCAAGGUUAUGUAGACAAGGGUAUGCUUGCCCACAAUAUCACAAUAGUAAAGAUAAGCGUAGAUCUCCAAGAAAAUAUAAAUAUCGUAGCACACCAUGUCCAAACGUAAAGCACGGGGAAGAGUGGGGGGAGCCUAGCAAUUGUGAAGCCGGCGACGCGUGCGGCUACUGUCAUACUCGUACUGAACAACAAUUUCAUCCUGAAAUAUACAAGUCCACCAAAUGCAACGACGUGCAACAGGCCGGGUAUUGCCCCCGCGGACUCUUUUGCGCCUUCGCACACGUAGAACCCGAAGACUUGACCGCCGCCCGCGAGCUCGCCGCACCUCUAGAAUGCGGCACCAACCUAGCAGAUCUGUUAUCGUCCGCGCUGCCGCCCGACAAGAAGGCGGACAACAGCGUGAGCAUGCUCAGUAGCGCACUCAACCUGGAGCGGGUGCGGACGCUGUCUCCCCCGCCCCCCACCGCGACGUCGCACCUGCACGCCAACGGCUCCGGCGACGGCUCCGAGUGCGCCUCCACCUCCAGCGGGGGCUCCAGCGCCGCGGCGGCCGGGCCCGUCGCGGCUACGCAGCCCCACGGGCACGCCCUGCCCCGCGCGCUCGGGCCGCUCACGCCCUACGCGGAGCACGAGGAGCGCAAGCCGGCGCCGCAGCCGUCCCCGUGGGCGCGCGCCUCCACGUUCGACGCCACCGUGCUGCAGGAGGUGGUCGGGAACGCGCUCGACGACAUGCACCUCGAGGACCCGCUCAACCUGGUCGCGGCGCUCGACCGCGACCUGUCCGACGGCGAGGGGCUGCUCGGCGGCUCGGCCCCGGUCAACAUCCCGCAGGCGCGCGGCGCCCUGCGCGGCUUCAGCCCGCCAGCCGCCGGCUCGCCGCUGCCGCCCUUCCUGCGGUACGCGCAGAACGACACCGAGCGGCUGUUCAACUCGCACGCGAUGAAGGCGGGCAGCUUCGGCGCGGGCGGCGCGGGUCCGUUCGACUUUGCGGCGUCGUCGCCGUCGGCGCCCGCGGAGCUGUCGCGCCUGCGCGAGGAGGUGGUCGCGUCGCGCGCCGCCGCGGCCCGCUGGGACGAGCGCAUCGCGCAGGCGCGCUCCGCGUGCGAGGCGUGGCAGCGCGAGUCCGACGAGGCGCAGCGCAAGGCCGCGCUCGCCGAGCGGCAGCGGGACGAGGCGCUCGCGCACGCCAUGACGCUGCGGCGCGAGCUGGACUCGGCGCGCGGACCGACCGCGCCCGUCAGCACCGCAAGCGGGGGACGGCGCGAGCUGCGCGGGCUGCCGCUGACGGCGCUGAAGGCGCUGCAGGCGCAGGCGCGCGCGGAUCUGGAGGAGAUCGAGAAGGUGCUGUACCUGGAGACGGCCACCAAGUGCAUGGUGUGCGAGCAGCAGCCGCGCUCGGUGACGCUGCCGCCCUGCAACCACUACGUGCUGUGCGACGCGUGCGCCGCCACCGCCAAGGAGUGCCCCUACUGCCAGACGCCCGUGCAGCACCACCAGUAGGCGGAGACCCGCCCGCUCUCUAUACCCCAUCACUGUUUACACGUUUGUAACUAACGUCGCGAUCUGCGACGACUCGUUUUAUUUUGAAGCGAAUGAGAGAUUUGUUCUCCUUAAAUGAUUGUGACGAAAUUUAGGAUUUUUCUAAUUGACUGCCUCAGCAAUAAAAAAAAUUACCGUAGGGUAGAGGUACCGUUCCAUAUGCUGUAUAGUUUAGGAACGUGUCGACUGAAAUGAUAGUCGCCUGUUUUCAGAUUUUUUCAAAUAGUUAAAUUUGUGCAUCUUAUACAGACUUGAUAUGAAUUAAACUAAACAUGUUUACAGAUUUGUGAAACGGAAUUUAAAAGCUUAUUUAAAUAAGACUAGUAGAAGAUAUGAUUUACCUAUAACAUUAUUAUGAAUAGAAAUACAUUAUGACACCAAAGUUACAAUCGAAAUACGAUCAUUCAGUACUGAUGUUACAGAUGACUACAGAAAUAUAUCUAAACACUAUUUUUCUUAAACAAAUAUAUUUAGUGCAUGGUUUACACUAUGUAGGAGUUAUAAUGAUAGUAUAACGAGAGUGAAUAUUAUGCUUUUGAUGUUAACUCGUUUAUAUAGUAUUCAUGUACUAGUGGACUCGUUGCUUUUACUUAUGUAUAAACGUAAAAAGUAAUAGGUAUUUUAUGACUUUUAUGAGGUUAUAUUCGUGAACACAAUUACAAAAAACUGGUCAUGCUGGCACCGAUGAUCCGAGCUUUGAGAUUGUAAUUGUAACAAAUGUAUUUCGGAUAUAUUUUCGGCAUAAAAUAAAUGAGUAAGUAAUUAUUUAUUAUUAGUAAUUCUCCGAUAUUGGUGGAAGCAUGGCCAACAUGAUAAUAUCAUUAGCUCUAUGAUUAAAGUAGAUUUAGUUUUAUAUUGAAUAUUCAAACAGAAUUUGCAUGUAUGUUCAGGUUAGAUUUACUAAUUAUAAUAAUCAUACAAACUUGAAUCAGAAGUUGUUAUUGUUACGUUUUUUACAUUUUUUAAUAUAACAAAUUAUAUACUUAGUACUAGUGUGACACAUAAGCUUCCUUCAAUUGUUUUAGAAAGCACAACUUUUAAUUUUCAAUGCUCAGCUAGAUACUAUAAGGACCAAUAUUAUAUCGAGUAAUAUUCUAAGCAAUAAAUGUUCAGGUUCUGGAUUGUGUAUUGUCCCCCAUUUGGGGAUUUUGCAUCUUAGCCGUUUAAUUCAAUUGAAAGAAAACAGAGCAAAGUAAUUUGAAGGUAACUAUUGUUUCGAUUGAUGCAAACGAAGGUACUGGUCGAGUUGUUUUUUAUAAAUAUAAGAAUGAUAAAUAAUGAUAAUUAACAUUCCCAAUUUAUCGUUAGAAUUAGAAUGUGGUGAAGGUACAAUAUUUUCAUUGGAAAUGGAAUUGCAUUUAGUUCGGAAUAUGUACUGGAGGAACAUUACUUAUUUAUGAGAUGAUAUGAAACAUAAAAUUUGUCUGGACUAUAUAAUUGAAUAUUAAUAUGCAUUUUCGAAUGAGUAUAACAAGUUAUUAUAUAAUAUUGUGAGUAUCCACAUGUUUGGUAGUAAAUCAAUAUGCCACUUCAAUCUUGAAGUUUAGCUGUUGCUGACAGUAUGUGAUUGUGAACGAGUUCUACUAUUUUUUUUCUUUGAUUUCUUCUCAAGAUACCAUCUUUUGGGUCAAUAUAUUUUGGAUAUCGUACAGACUAUGCAACGCGGAUCAUUUUUCUAUAUAAUACGAAUCGCAUUUUUAUACAAAGAUUUAUUUCGAUUUUACUACUAUAAAUUUUGAAGUACAUAAUAUAUUUAUAUAUAUUUUGAAAAAAAUCUUGGAAAGUUUUUGUAUCUGUAUUUAAUGAUAAUAGUAAUAACAAAUUUAACUUAGAUAUAUAACAUAGUUUUAAGUAGUGUUUUCAAAUUGUAAUGGACAUUAUUUUAAGUGCGUAGUUGCAACGUGUAUCGUAACCAAUAGCAAUAUCCACCAACGCCACAGUUUGGGAGAUUAGUCCAAGCAACCUCUGUCUUUGUAAGGAACCCAGGGUGUUCAAACUACUUUACGUUCAGUUUCAAUCUCUUAGUGCCUGUGACAGUAAACGGGGGGAGGGUGACAUUAUUGACAGGAACCACUUUCUGGGGUAACGAACGGGUGGAAACGGUGAAACUGACGUCAUGCGAUGCAAGAUAAAUGUGUUCAAAUAUAUAUUUUAGGUGACAUAUGUUACAUAAGGUACAGCAUACGUUCAAAGCAUUUUUUAGGACAGACUGUUAAACAUGCGGUAUUAUUACAAAGACUUUAAUUCGAUCGUGUAAUUAAUUUAAAUUAUUUAUUAUAUUUUUAUUCAAUAAAAUAAAUGGCAAAGUGGUCAUGGUGACGCAGUACAAAAUUAAAGGCAGAAGAGACUCGUGGCAACCAUCCGCCCGUUGUUUGGGGACAGUGGAGUUUUAGCUGGACGAUUAGGUCGCUUAUUACGAAGGCAACACGGCACAUUUUGUGUUAGGAUUGUAAGGUUAUUUAGAUAUGCUUGUCUUGUGAAAUUUUUAAUAUUUGCCAAAUGUCUGAUCAUAAUGAAUCAACUCUGAAAGUGCCCAGCGACGAUUAAAUAGUAUGUUCGUUGGUCUUACAGUCAUUUCUACAAUAGAUUCAAUCGGAAUUGGUAAUAAUCAGAACAGUUUCUCUAAAGUUCCAAAAUUGUCACAAAAUCGGAAUGUAGUCUCAAAAAGCAAACGCAUACAACAUGUAUUGUGUAGUCAUUGCAUAAUCAUUAUGAUAGAGUAGCUUGCUAUAAUUAUAGUGUUUCUAACGUUUUAAAUUUAGAAGUGUAUUAGAGACAUAUUUAUUUUUAUAUAGAGUCUUUAUCACAUGGAGAGUGUAGUUUCGUUGGUAAAAUAUAAAAAAAGAUUCCCAUGUACCGUAUUAUGACUGUAAACACUGAUUAUAUGGUCGGUGGGUAAUUCCGCAUGUGACACCGGCUCAGUUACUGGUCAAUCAGUUUGAAUUGUGUGGUGAUCAUAGUUUUACAGCCCGGCAAACUUCUUGAGCAUCGACCAUAGACAAGGAAGCCUGCGCAGUAGCAAUUUUAAAUCUUAGAUUGAAACAAAAAUGGAAGAUACGCCACUCGCGGCUCAAAAGUGUACCGCUUACAUUGUGGUGCAUGACCACAAUUCGCUUUAGUCACAAUUGGACACCCAAACACGAUGCAUGUGGACUCAAUAUAACAAUAAUGCGGAGAUUCUGUGUUAUAAAGAUAAAACAAUGCCUUCGUUGCUUUUAUAAAGAACACAAAUAGUUCAAGAUGAAAUAACAAAAAUUCGUAAAACAUAAAAACUUUUUUUUCUCAAAAAAUCACGGUUUUUAUCAUGAAUGUUAUUUACUUAUUCAACACACAACAAUACAGCUCGGCCGUUUGUAAAGAGAGAAAAGAGAACGCUGACUCUCCGUUUCGCUCGCGCUGCGUUGAAGCGUACAGUUCUGUUUCGCUCGCUCGAUUGAAUGUUUUUUUACAGAAGUGUGCGUGCGAGUUGCUUAUGUAGUUGAGUAGGAGCAUAUUUUAUUUUAUGCUUGUAUGAGCGUACCGUAUCUUACUUUUUUAAUGUAAGUUUUACAUACAAAAAAGUUACUGCGCAAGUUAAUCAGUCCAGUUUGGUUUUUGCGCAAGAAGUUUGCCGCUACCUAUACCUACUCGGUAAAUCGAUGCGAAAAUAAUAUUACAGAUUUUAUUGAACGCUUAUUUAUAUAAUUAUUGCGUUAUCUGCAUAUUUGUUCAGUUGAGUAACUGGUACCAGUGCUGCGAAUGUUGGGUUACGCAUGCACAGAAUGCAGAUGUGGUGACUGGCGUCGUGUGGUUCUUGUUGUUGAUUUACCUUAUUUCGUAUCAUCGCAAUCAUUUUAAUCAACAUUUAUAAUCCAUUUUUGCAGUUUGCAUUUUACGUUAGAUAAUUUACUUAGGACCAAUUUUGUUUUAAAGCUUUCAUGUUUUUAGCACAUGCAUAAUAAAUAACAACUCCUCUUUUUAAAUAUUUUAAUUAUUAUUAUUUUUCAAUUAUUUAAACCUUAGGUAGGUAGGUCCAACAAAUUUUUUCAAAUUAUUAUUGUUAAAUUAGAAAUAGAUAAUAUUGUAGUAGAAAACCAAUUGUGCGCCUACAGUCGCUCGAGAAGAUCAAAUGAAUUAUGUUUUCAAUUUAUAUAUUAUAUUACUACAAAAUAUGCAUUCAAGCUUUUAAUAUCAUAGUAGGUAUUUUAUAUAACAAAAUAAUUUUCAAAUCCAUGUGAUACAAACAUGUAACAGAUGUGAAGAUUAUAAUUAUUACUAGAUAGGUAGGUUUAAUAAAUUUUAAAUUCCAUUAAAAAUAACAAAAUGCGUUUUAUUUUUUUCCAUUUCAUCCUUGCGUUUAGCUUGUGCUGUAUUUUUCUCGGUUGCAGCAAUUCCCUAUCCAAAAGG
This is a messenger RNA of Chilo suppressalis (striped riceborer), 6937 nucleotides long. NCBI's taxonomy places the organism in Eukaryota, Metazoa, Arthropoda, Insecta, Lepidoptera, Crambidae. The record is from the annotation of a GenBank genome assembly.